ACAGCAAUUUUUGCGUUUCUGACACUUGGAAGUACGCAUCUCAUCGAUCGAUCCCACGUCAUCUUGUCACAUUUGCAUCAACUUACAGAAAAAAUUCGCGUAAUUGCGCCGGACGCAAUUCCGUUCGAGAACUUUUUACACAAAUAUUGCCCACCUUUAGUCGUCAUAAAAAUGGAGGUUCAGUCGCAUCGUACUUUUCACCUCAGCUGUCGUCGAAGUCCCGAGUUCGACAUCACAGCUUUUCAGUGACCUAGAAUGGUUUAUCUCUCGUUUUACCAGCGACUUCUGUGCACGGUAAUAUCACUAACCAUCGUCAGAGGCACCAUCUUUAAAAAAGUCAAAUUCGAAGGGGGUGACACAGUGAUUGUCCCACUAAUCCCUAUACCGUUUGGACCGCUGAUUGGCCCCUACCAUAAAGUGUUCGCCCUAUCCAGAACAGAACUGCUUCAGCUGAAUCCCUCUCGCGGCAAUAUCUGGAUGACUGAGAUUAAGAUAGUGGGUCGCAACUUUUACAAGUUCCCUGAGCGCUACCAGCCAGCCGCUGCAAUUAAGCCGGAUCCUACAAGGCAACCAAUUGGCCCAAAAGGUAUCCUUUUGGCUCGAAGAUUAGCGGGACUCCAUCUGCCUUAUCACUCGUUUACGUGUAACUGCUACCAUUACACUGAUUACUUGACCUACGGAAGGACCUUCGGCGAGAAAUGGUCCACGUAUCCCCCUAUCAGUGAUGCUUGCCCGCUCCACCUGAGGAUAAACUCCACUACUAAUGUUAUUUCCAGGAGCUUUCAGUUGGAGGACAAAAAAAAUAACAAGUUUCAGCUCAAAUCCCUCAGGUUGCAGGAUUUCCUUGCACUGAAAGAGUUUUGAAGUGAUUCGACGCAGCGCCGGAUUCAGGAUUUUUGGGCCCAGGUGCACUGUGCAGUCUGUGGUGCGACCCCCCCCCCCCCCNAAAGUUUACCUCCUCGGAGAAGGGGGAGGGGGUGACGUUCCGAACUGACCCAGCGCAGGUGAGCAGUGGGCAAUGGCGAAUCCAGAGACAGCUUGGGGUGAUGGCAUCUGAAUAUAUAG
Messenger RNA from Bemisia tabaci, 1065 nucleotides. RefSeq lists its product as uncharacterized. NCBI's taxonomy places the organism in Eukaryota, Metazoa, Arthropoda, Insecta, Hemiptera, Aleyrodidae. The record is from RefSeq and is a predicted model, not a curated record.